Ogataea parapolymorpha DL-1 is the source of this 747-nucleotide messenger RNA. RefSeq lists its product as hypothetical. Bases 1 to 747 code for a protein of 248 amino acids. The transcript has a single exon. The record is from RefSeq and is a predicted model, not a curated record. NCBI's taxonomy places the organism in Eukaryota, Fungi, Ascomycota, Pichiomycetes, Pichiales, Pichiaceae.
AUGUUGUUUCCUCUUCUGCUGCUAGUCGGCUCCGCGCUGGCAGGCAGAAUCCGCCCAUUCCCGGAUCCAGAAGACGAUAUAUCCAAGCUGCCCGUCUACGCGCCUAACGACGCCGUCCCACUGCAGUGCAAUGCCCGGCAAAUCGACAACGGAGAGCAUAAGUUCGACUCGCAGGGAAACGUUGUCUACGCAGACUUUCUCAAGUGCCAGGAGACGGCCAAACCGCUGGCGUUGAAAUACGGCCACGACGAGCAGAUCGAGUGCACCGUCAAAUUUGAGGACGAAAUAUACCAUCUAUUCCAAUUAUAUCUACAUAACGACGCUCCGUUCUCGUGCAAGGUGGACGUCAAACCGAAAUCUGGCGUCAGCGUGCCGAUCGUGUUCCAAUUCCGUGGCGUGGUCGAGGAGUCGCACUUCGAUCUGGACCCAAACGUCAACGUGCUUUUCAUGACAAGAGACAACCAAAUAGUCUCGGGAACGGCUUGGUCCAGCUCGCUCAACACCACAAAGGUCAUCAUCGGCGACUCUGUGCCGCUCAAAUUCGACGUCAAAUGGCUCGCCAAUGGAAACAAGGACACCGACGCUUCCGGAAUGACCUUCCUCCGGUUCCCAAAGCACCACAGCCCGCUUAUCAUCGCCACGUAUUGCGCCGGGUCGCUCGUCGUUGGGGCCGUCGUGGCCAUUGGCCUCGGAUACAAACGGAUCUCGAAAAAAAUCCAGCUCAGCGACCUAAAUAAGGUGGAUUGA